Microthlaspi erraticum is the source of this 840-nucleotide messenger RNA. Lineage: Eukaryota; Viridiplantae; Streptophyta; Magnoliopsida; Brassicales; Brassicaceae. The record is from the annotation of a GenBank genome assembly.
AUGGUUUUCGGACAGAAGAGGUCGGACUCGAUCGAGCUAGAGUUGGACUCGAUCGAGCUGCCGAUCGAGCUUGUCGUGCGAGCUCAACUGGUGAAGUGUGAAUGGCCACAUUGUGGUUCUGCACUGGUGGUGGAACAAUUCCUUGUCUCUGUUGGUGGCGGUCUAGGAGAUGCUCCAAACCGCCACCAACAGAGACAAGGAAUUGUUCCACCACCAGUGCAGAACCACAACUUUGAGAUCAAGCUGGGAAUGAUCAACCUUGUCCAGAACAAGAUGUUCCAUGGAUUGCCAAGUGAAGACCCCAUUGACCACCUUGAUGAGUUUGAUAGGCUUUGUGAUUUGACAAAGAUCAAUGGUGUCUCUGAAGAUGCCAUCAAGCUGAGACUCUUUCCUAUGUCUCUAGCUGACAAAGCUCACCAAUGGGAGAAGAGCUUGCCCCAUGGCACAAUCACCACUUGGGAUGAAUGCAAGAAGGCCUUUCUUGCUAAAUUUUUCUCCACCGGUCGCACAGCCAAGCUUAGGAGCGAGAUAUCGAGCUUCAUCCAGCGAAACAAUGAGACAUUCGCUGAGGCUUGGGAGAGGUUCAAAAGCUACACAAGUCAGUGCCCACAGCAUGGAUUCAACAAUGAAUCACUAUCUCCACUCUUUAUAGAGGAUGCUUGCCUAGCUAACUCAAAUGGAAGUUAUGGAGAAGAGUAUGAUCGCACCAAUCGGAGCUCGACCCACCACUCGAUCGAGUCAGACAAAAAGUUGAGAAAAGAUGUUAAGGCAUUGAAUGAGAAGUUGGAUAAGCUGAUCAACCCACCAACCGCCCCAGCCUGCACCUUCACAAGAGAAUGA